Messenger RNA from Rotaria sordida, 1179 nucleotides. The record is from the annotation of a GenBank genome assembly. Lineage: Eukaryota; Metazoa; Rotifera; Eurotatoria; Philodinida; Philodinidae.
AUGACAAAUCAUCAUUCUAAUAUAGAAUCAUUACGUACGAUUAAAUCUAAUGAACAACGUUUAAAAUCACUUGAUGAAUAUGAACGUGAAAAAAAACUUAAAAAAAAUUUAAUAAAAGAUUCAUUAAAUAAUCAAAAUAAAACAACACAUUUAAAAUUUGAUUCUGAUAAUGAGGAUGAUCAACCAAAAGAAUUUAUUGAAAAAAAAUUUCAAUUAUUUGAUGAUAACGAAGAAAUAUUAAAUGUUGAUGAACAUUUUAAUUCAAAAACUACUACAAAAAAAAGAAAAAAAUUACAAGAUCUUCAAGUACGUUUAACAACAACAAAUGAUCCACGUUUUCAAUUAUCUGAACAAUUUCUUGAUGAUCAUCAGAAAACAUUUGAUGAUAAUGAUGAUGAUGAUGAUGAUAAUGAUAAUAAUGAUAUUUCAAUUGAAGAAGAAAAAAAGAAAUCUCUGGCUAUACUUGAUCAAAUAACAAAUGCUAGAUCUUCUAUAUCAAAACCUAAAACAAAAAUGAUUCGUUUUGAUCCUAGUAAAACUGAACACAGAAUUUAUGAACUUAAUUCAGGAAUUGAAACUUCUGGAGAUAAUCUUAAAACUUCAGAAGAUAUCAAACCAAAAUCAAUAUUAAAACAAACCAAAGAAACAAUACCAACUAUUGAUUCGACACGAACCUAUGAAUUCGAUGAAUCUAAAUUAAAAUCAAUGUUUAAUAAAACAUCAAAUUUAACAAAUACUUCAAAAGAAAAUGAAGGAUUUCAAUUUCAGUUUUUUAAUAAUAAUGAAUCUAUUACUUUACCUACUCCAAAAGUAUCUUCAUUACCUAAACCAAUAUCGAAUGGAAAAUCGAAAAUCUUUUUAAAUAAAAUCGAUGAUACAUCAAGUGAUGAAGAUGAUAAUGAAAAACCAUCUUUAUCAGAAGAUACGGAAAUAAAAGGUGAAAUAACAAAUGAAACAUUCUUUUUUUUUGAUAUUGAUGAUCGAUUAAAAGAUGGUUUAGAAAGUUUCGUACGUACUGAAGAUUUAAAUGAACUUGAACGAACAUGGCCAACAAAACGAAAAGAAAUAGGCGAAGCUCUUCGAACAAAACAUCGUAAAGCUAUACAACGGAAAGAUAAGCAUCGAGUAUUUAAUCAUCGUCGUCAACAAAAACAAUAUUCUAAAUCGAAUAUUGACUAA